Molecule: messenger RNA, 1137 nt
Organism: Corylus avellana
Lineage: Eukaryota; Viridiplantae; Streptophyta; Magnoliopsida; Fagales; Betulaceae
Product: eukaryotic translation initiation factor 2 subunit beta
Biological process (GO): formation of translation preinitiation complex; translational initiation
Cellular component (GO): eukaryotic translation initiation factor 2 complex
Molecular function (GO): mRNA binding; translation initiation factor activity; translation initiation factor binding
Source: RefSeq, a predicted model, not a curated record
AGUUGAGCAACGCAAGGCACAUUCUUCAUCAGGAGCGGAGAGAUUAGGGUUUAGCAUAGCACAACGCAGGGAAAUACUGCAAUCAUGGCAGACGAUGUUCCCAAUGAUGUGAAGGAAGACGUGGCAGAUAUUGCCCCAUUUGAUCCUACUAAAAAGAAGAAGAAGAAGAAGGUUGUAAUUCAGGAUCCUGCUGAUGAUUCUGUGGAAAAGGUGACUGAGCAGACGGAGAACUUGUCAGUUUCUGAUGGACUUGAAAGUACUUUCUCUGGUCUGAAAAAGAAGAAAAAGAAGGCAGUUGACACCAGUUCCUUGAACGAAGAGAGUGGAGAAGUGGGGGAAGAUUUAGAUGAUCAUGCUGGUGUAGAUGAAGAAGGAGAAGGAACUGUGCCACAGUCACGUUUUCCUUGGGAAGGAAGUGACCGUGAUUAUGAAUAUGAGGAGCUUCUUGGUAGGGUGUUUAACAUUCUUCGGGAGAAUAAUCCAGAGCUGGCAGGAGAUAGGCGUAGGACUGUUAUGAGGCCUCCACAAGUUCUUCGUGAGGGCACAAAGAAAACUGUUUUUGUGAACUUCAUGGAUCUCUGCAAGACGAUGCAUCGGCAGCCAGACCAUGUGAUGGCAUUCUUGCUGGCUGAACUGGGGACAAGUGGGUCACUUGAUGGGCAGCAAAGACUAGUCGUGAAAGGAAGAUUUGCGCCUAAGAAUUUUGAAGGAAUCCUGCGCCGUUAUAUUAACGAGUAUGUCAUUUGCAUUGGGUGCAAAAGUCCAGACACUAUACUUUCGAAGGAGAAUCGUCUCUUCUUUCUCCGAUGUGAGAAGUGUGGUUCUGGACGAUCAGUUGCUCCAAUUAAAGCUGGUUUUGUUGCUCGUGUUGGCCGUAGGACUGCAGGAACAUGAUCUGCCCUGCUGCCCUUUUUCUAGCUAGCGACACAUGGUUGAGUUGUUCGUGAACAAUGAGUUUUGAGUUUGUGUCUAUUUACCAAUCUACCCUUGUUUUAAGUAGAAGUCAAUAAUUGUAUCUUUUUGUUAUUUUACUGCUUGAUAAUAUAGUUCUACCAUUUAUGGUUUGAAUGUUUUGCUUGGAUUCUGGAGACUGCAACCCUUUCACAUGAUAAUUUUAUGCCGCCCUCUUUCUCUCUC